Messenger RNA from Cylicocyclus nassatus, 318 nucleotides. NCBI's taxonomy places the organism in Eukaryota, Metazoa, Nematoda, Chromadorea, Rhabditida, Strongylidae. The record is from the annotation of a GenBank genome assembly.
AUGGCCUUUCGAGCUGCCAGCCUUGGCCUUCUGAUUGCCUGUGUGUCGUUGGUUGCAGCACAGGAUAUCAUGACGUGUAUGUUUUGCGAAGUGGUCACGGAGGAACUUGGAAAAGAAGCUAGUGCUCUCGGCACAAUACAGGGCAUGUUUAGACGUUGUAGUCGAAUGGGCCUGGUGAAACCAGUGUGUGACCGAUUUAUCGCCGAUUACGCAAAGCGAAUCUUCGCUCUUGCACGAGGAGGCGUGCCAACUCCCCUCAUUUGUGAAGAGUUGAAUCUGUGCGGCAACCGACGCAGUAAUUCUAAAAACCCGCUAUAA